This is a messenger RNA of Durusdinium trenchii, 1344 nucleotides long. The record is from the annotation of a GenBank genome assembly. NCBI's taxonomy places the organism in Eukaryota, Dinophyceae, Suessiales, Symbiodiniaceae.
AUGGCAGAUAGACGAGCUUUUGCCCUUGGCAGUGGCAGUGUUUGUAACAUAUUUGCUUUCGGUGAGCUACCAGCAUCUUCCCCAUCUUCACUACCUGAACGCAGCCGUUGGUCCAGCAAGACGGAUCUCUUGUGCAGCAUGCGCAGAGUGGCCAGCAGCCCCGGCUUUGAGCUGAAUGGGAUCAAUCAUAAUCUUCUGCAAGCAGGGAGUAACCUCAAGGAUGCCAGCAAGGCGAUUGCGGAACCGUUCCUCUUCCCUCGUGCCGUUGUGCGGCCGGCACCUCCUAGCUUGUGGCAAAGCCAACCGCUGAUCCACGUGUCAGAAGAAAGGCACUGGUCGCAGCUGGAGCAGAUCUCUGAGAGCUUGCACCAGGAGCUCAAGUCUUUCCUCCAGAUCUUUUCCAUCCGCUUGGAGUCGCAGGAGGCGGCGCUCUCCGAGGCGACCCGGGAAGUGAGGAGAUCCUCGGACCGAGUGAUGGCUGACCUUCAGAAAAGGUUCGACACUUUCCUGGAGCAGGAGAGCGAACGUGCUCACUUGAGGCUGGAAAAGGCUGCUGCUCGGAAUGUGAAGCCAGAUGAGCAGGUGCAGCAAUCUCUGGAACUCCGACUGCAGGAGAUGGAGAGCCACCUUUCAUCCCAAGUGUUGUCAGAGACCAGCCGUCUUUGGCAAAGACUCGAGGAGCGCUUGUCCUCGAAGCCAGCCCCUACGAGCGACGCUGCAGAACAGGCGGUCCGGGUGCAUGGCCCGGACACUGGGCUUCGCCGAAGCCUUCAGUCCCUGGAGGAGCGCUUCAGCGCGGCACAAGCACGGCAGACGCGCAGCGAGAUGACCGCGCAGCAAGCCUUGGCGCAGGCAAGACAGCUGGAGGCGAUUCUCACGGAGUUCAAUGUGGAGGAUCAUGCAUCCUUCCAGACCUUGUCACGACAAGUUCGGCAAAUCUCGAAGACAUUGGCAGACGCUUCCAGAAGUGUGUCUUCCGAGACUUUCGCAGCUUUUCAGACCAACUUCUUUGCCUUGGAGCGUGAGGUACACUGGGACCUUGCCGUGCGCCUUGCAAGCUUGGAGGAGACUGCUGCCAACGCCAGCUCAAAAGGAGGUGCUUCCAAGGAGGUGCGCCUGCCAGAGCCGCUGCGAGGACCUGCCGACGUUUGCCUCGUCGGCGCCGAUGAGGGUCUGCAUUUCGCAGAUGGGACUGUGGAGAAGAGCCGCGCAAUGCGAGAAGGCGUUCCUGCAGUCCACCAAGCCAGCCCACCUACACCAAGGAGCGGCCCACCGUCGCCGGCCAGUCGGACCAGCCGUGAGGGCCCACGAGUCGCCUUUGAUCGCCUUGGGGGGGCCAGAUGA